Messenger RNA from Rubroshorea leprosula, 1046 nucleotides. The record is from the annotation of a GenBank genome assembly. NCBI's taxonomy places the organism in Eukaryota, Viridiplantae, Streptophyta, Magnoliopsida, Malvales, Dipterocarpaceae.
CUAUCUUCCUCAUUGCUACCGAAUCUCCUUCCUCACCAAAGCCAUGGCCGUCGUUGAUCUUCAUCAUCUUCUCUCCUUCAUUGCUGCCGAACCCCUUCCUUACCAAAGCCAUGACCCUAUCUUCCUCAUUGCUGUCGAAUCUCCUUCCACUCCGGCCAUAGUAAUAGGCUUCGUCGGAGUACCGGUUUCCUCAUCCGGAUUCCAUUCAAAUCUAGGAAUAUGAAAACUGCUUCGUCCUCUCCGUCACGCUCUUUCCCCCUCCUCUUACUCACUUUAUGUACUUAUUUUGUCUCUCUUUAUUCCACUUUUUCAUCAGUACUAGGCGAUGCUGGGUCCUGUUUUGCGUCUUUGAUAAUCGAAAACGAAGCUACCUCCAAACCAUUGUACUGGAAAGUUACCAACCCCACUCUAUCGCCUUCUCAUCUCCAAGAUUUGCCUAGUUUCACUCGAAGUGUUUACGAAAGGGACCACGCAAUAAUUACACCAAAGAGUCAUGUAUUCAGUCCUCUGCCUGAAUGGACUAAAACACUGGAAGCAUAUUUAAUCACACCGGAAAUGGGCGCACACUUCGUGAUGUACCUGGGCAAAAUGCAAGAUUUCGAUUGCAAGGACUCGUAAUGGCCUAUAUUCUCUGUUGCAGCAGUGACAACGCGAUAUUGAAUUUAGAGAGUCUGCAAAUGAACAACGACAAAGGAAGAGGGAGUAGAUAUAACUGCAAAUUCACUUCAUCCAGGAUUAGUUGUCACCAAUAUUGCCCGUCAUUAUUUGGGCAUCUUUAAUGGCCUUUUUCUCAAGAUUGGUAAAUUUGUAUUGAAGAGUUGGGAACCCUCUUGAAUUCUUCAAACCCUAGCAUUCUGCAGCUCUCAUGAACUCUCAACCUCCUUUCCUCUUUUACCAUUUGGUGACAAGGAGGGAAAUGGCAAGAUGAACUUAGUUCUCCACUAAGUUGGAAGAUAAUCCAUUUGAAGUGCGAACAACUCUUGGUGGAAUGUAACUUUUUUCAAGUGUUCUUGGCAAUUACAUGCCAAUAGACAUGUAUACACUAC